AUGGCAGAAAAGGGAUCCCCCUUUGUUGUGGGGUUAUUGGUGAUAGGCAAUAUUAUUAUUAUGCUUUCAGGGCUGGCACUUUAUGCUGAGUCUAUUUGGGUAACAGCUGAUCCCUAUAAAGUCUACCCCAUCAUGGGGGUGACGGGCAAAGAUGAUGUCUAUGCAGGUGCCUGGAUCUCCAUUUUCACUGGGUUUUCCUUCUUCUGUGUUUGCGUCUUUGGCAUUAUCAGCCUUGUGAACGGCAACCGCCUCAUGGUGUUGUUGUAUCUUGUACUGCUCCUGGUUGUCUACUUGUUUGAAUGUGCCUCUUGCAUCACCUCCUACACACAUCGUGAUUUUGUAGUAUCAAAUUCCAGACUGGUAACCAAGCAGAUGUUGGCCUUCUACUCAGCUGACACAGACCAAGGCCGGGAGCUCACCCGGAUGUGGGACCGUUUCAUGAUGGAGCAACAGUGCUGUGGUGCCAACAAUCCCUUGGACUGGGUAAAUUAUACCUCCGUGUUCCGAAGUAGGUACCCUGAAGUCGUGGCACCUUGGCCAUUCUACUGCUGCAAACGUGAUCCAAACUUUAUGAUCAUCAAUGAGGAAGGCUGCAGAUUGGGGCACAUUGAUUACCUCAAUACUAAGGGCUGCUUUGAACACAUCAAGCAUGCAGUACAGAGUUAUGCCUGGGGUGUCUCCUGGUUUGGUUUUGCCAUUCUUAUGCUCACAUGCCCUGUUGUUCUUCUGGCUAUAUACCAUUACACCACAAUGUGA
Candoia aspera is the source of this 756-nucleotide messenger RNA. It is a transcript of the gene UPK1A, whose product is annotated as uroplakin 1A. NCBI's taxonomy places the organism in Eukaryota, Metazoa, Chordata, Lepidosauria, Squamata, Candoiidae. Bases 1 to 756 code for a protein of 251 amino acids. Gene Ontology annotation, cellular component: plasma membrane. The record is from RefSeq and is a predicted model, not a curated record. The transcript is spliced from 7 exons.